Messenger RNA from Oncorhynchus gorbuscha (pink salmon), 4673 nucleotides. RefSeq names its product target of Nesh-SH3-like. The record is from RefSeq and is a predicted model, not a curated record. The transcript is spliced from 25 exons. Gene Ontology annotation, biological process: extracellular matrix organization; positive regulation of cell-substrate adhesion. Bases 126 to 2969 code for a protein of 947 amino acids. Gene Ontology annotation, molecular function: protein binding. NCBI's taxonomy places the organism in Eukaryota, Metazoa, Chordata, Actinopteri, Salmoniformes, Salmonidae.
UCGUGGUCCGGUGGUCCUCUCUACUCCACAGUGUUUCCACGGAGCGCUGCACAAGUCCUAAAUUGAGUUGCUACCUUAGUGAAGUAGUCCAGCAUCCCUGACCAGAGAGCUCUAUUGCAGGCACCAUGCUCCUCAGAGUCUCUCUCCUGCUCCUCUCCGGAUCCAUUCUCCUCAACUGCAUCCCUGCACAGAGGAUUAGAGUGAGAAGACAGAACAUGAAGGUUCGCAUCAACGCUACGGGCGACACCAUCGUGAUGAAGUUUGUCCGUCCCAACCCUGACACCAAGCUGGAGGGCUACAUCCUGGGCUACGGCAGCAGCAUGUUCUCUAAACAGUUCAUCCAGCUGCCUGAGAAUGGAGAGCCCUACGAGACUGAGAUAGACGCUGAACCCAAGUAUCUUGUUGCUGUCCAGCCAAUCCCGAGCAACGACGUAAAGAAACAAUGCACAGGAAAGGUCAACCUGGAGAAGCCACUCCACCUGGUUAUUGGCUCCGUCACCCCAACCUCUGUGCUGCUGUCCUGGGGAACCUUCCUGAAGACGCCCUACGAAGCAGGCAACAUCAUGAACGACUGUUUGGAAGAGGGACACUACACUGUCCGCUACAGGGAGAGGAACAGGAAGUGGAUCUACCAGACCUGCCCCACCAGCGACACUGUGGUUGACAACCUGAAGCCCGACACCCCAUAUGAGUUUGGGGUCCGCUCCAACAAAGACGAACGCAGUGGAAUCUGGAGCAAGCCUGUCAUUCACAAAACCAACAUGGGCGCAGGGUUGGACAAAAGCGUCCAGAAACCCUACAAGCACCGGACCCCUAUUGUGAAGCCAAUGAAACCACCCAUGUCCCGUGCACUUUUCCCACCUCGUCCAGCUAUUCACAAUAAGACUCAGCCUAGACUCCCUCUGACCAAAAACCAAGGUUUCCCAGGAGCUCCCAAGACAUCUUUUGCACCACCAGAGAGACACCUGGAAGCUAAACCUGACCCCCGCUCCAAUGAGCCUCAAUGGCCACAGUUCCCACUGGACGGAGGAAACAGUAUUAGAAAUGCUUCCUCUCAUCUCGUGGACCUCCCUCCUGCCCCCCCCCAACUCCUGCCCACCAAAACUCCCAGUACCUCCUCUGCCACCCCUGUCCUUAACAACCCCUCUCCACCCGGGGAAAAGCAACAGGGAAAGACCCAACCCAGGGGACCUACUAGCGCCACAGUGAAGACACAUAACCCUUCCUCUGCUCUCAGCGAAUCACAGAAAGGAGCAGCACUGCUAACCCCCACCCUGGGCAGUGAGAAAGCCAAUAAUAACAACUUGGGUCAAGGCAACCAGAGAAAUUUGAAACCCCAUGGCCCGGCCAUCACACUGAUAGGCAGGACCAUGAAGUCUCCUGCUGCCACAAACCCUCUCUUUCCCUUCACUGAUGGCUCAAGACAAGAUACCCCAUCCUCCUCCUCCUCUUCUUCCUCAUCCUCCUCCUCAUCCCUUCUUCACAGGUCUAAUAACUCAUCAAAGACCUCCGGAACACCAAGGGGUCAAGGCAACCAGAGAAAUUUGAAACCCCAUGGCCCGGCCAUCACACUGAUAGGCAGGACCAUGAAGUCUCCUGCUGCCACAAACCCUCUCUUUCCCUUCACUGAUGGCUCAAGACAAGAUUCCCCUUCCUCUUCCUCAUCCCUUCUUCGUAGGGCUAAUAACUCAUCACAGACCUCCAGGACACCAGGGGCCAAUGGUAAGCAUCACAAAGGAACCGGCCUCCCCAAACCAGUCGUUUGGAACAGACUGAGAAUGGCAAACACAAACAACUCGCUGUUGGAGGACAUAAACCCUGAUGUUUUGGGCCGUUCAGGCUUCUCUUCCAUUGAGGACCAGUUCUAUGGAUCUCGUCCGUCCAUUCCUGUCAACAAAAAGACCAACCUGGUUGGCAAACCUGGUGAUAUGAACAAGCUGAAUGUCUUGAAGCAAACAGACAAGGCCUCCAUUUUGAAGAAGUUUCCAUCAGUGACGACUAAACCUGCCAAGCAAGACCGCAGACACACAACAACGACUGCACCAUCAGCCAAUGACAUCUGGUUUGAAACCUGGGAGAACUCCUCAUUAUUCAGCUCCCUACCAGCCUCUGACGUGGACGCAUUGGGAAAGAAACGUUUCGUUGCACCCCAUGUAGUCUACAAGACGGACAAGAAACCAGACGAGCCUUGUUCCAUCACCACCUCUCUCAGCUACUUCCCAGAGGAGGAGGGCGGGGAGACAAACGUGACAGCCCCGCCCAAGUCUCCGCCCUACAACCUCACCGUGGUAACGGUGGAGGGAUGCCCCUCCUUCAUCAUUCUAGACUGGGAAAAGACAGACAACGACACCACAGAAUAUGAGGUCAUCUCCACAACAAAGGGACCAGAUGGUACUCAGGUCUCCAUCCUGACCACCAACCAGACUCACACUGCAGUGGAGAACCUCAACCCCGAGAGCAGCUACGAGUUCAAGGUGAAACCCAAGAACGAGCUUGGAGAGGGGCCACCCAGUGAGCCUGUGUCCUUCAACACUGAAUCAGCGGACCCACGUGUGAGUGAGAAUGUCUCAGGAAAAGAUGCCAUCUGGACCCAGUUCCCCUUCAAGACAGACUCAUACUCAGAGUGCAAUGGCAAGCAGUACGUAAAAAGGACCUGGUACCGCAAGUUUGUGGGCAUCCAGCUCUGCAACUCCCUCCGAUACAAGAUAUAUCUGAGUGAUUCUCUCAACGGUAAAUUUUACAACAUUGGGGACCAGACUGGCCAUGGUGAGGACCACUGUCAGUUUGUAGACUCGUUCCUGGAUGGAAGGACAGGAAACCAAGUCAGGGCUGACCAGCUGCCAGCAAGAGAAGGGUAUUACAGGGCUAUGAGACAAGAGCCGGUCAACUUUGGUCAGAUAGGAGGGAACUCUCACGUCACCUACGUGUCAUGGUAUGAGUGUGGAACGGCCAUUCCUGGCAAAUGGUAGGACCCCCCCAAAGCUGUCUGUGGAGAAGCCCGAAGGAUAUACAGUACAUAUCAAACCGUCUGGGAAGGUGGCAGGGGGGGUCCUUCUACACAUCCAAUCAGUCUCUGGAUGCUACAUAUCCCCAUCCAGCCGCCUCCGAACCCCGGCCAUGUAAAAACGUGUACAGGAUCUCCAUGUCAGGUUAAUAUAAUGUCCAUAUGUAAUAGCCUUAUCUUAUUUAUCAAACAUGACAAAAAGGCAAAGGGAUAAAAAGAACAUAGUAUGAGAUAGAUGGAGAAACUUCUAACUAACAGUGUGAGGUAACAAACAGACAGUAGGUAUCUUUUUUUGUUUUAAUAAUGGGAAGCUGGCUCCCUGAAACUUAUUUUGAUAACGUGUAUAAUAUUAUUUAUCAAAGUGUUUGAUGCCAUGUUCCGAGUUCUAGGAAAUGGGUUAUAAUGCAACGCUUUUGCUGUACAGUACGAGUUGUAGAGUUUCAGACAACCUGCCGGAAUUUCAUGGUUUCAUUCAGUGACCGAUUCAUGGUGCAAGAAUUGUCCCAUAAUUUGGUCAGUCUUAGGGGCUCUAUUCAAUCCGUAUCGCUGAAGCUCAGCAUUGCGGCACGAUUGAAAUUUAAAGGCAAUAUUCCCGAGUUAGCGGAGACUGCAUUCAUGGUAAACGGCUCAAUGGGAAAUGACCUCUACAUGUCCAUCACGCAAUCUGUAACGCUUCAGCGAAACAAAUUGAAUCCAGCCCUACUUCAAUAUACACCUUCAGAGAAGAUAAUGCUGUAAAUAUUAACAUGAUGUCCACUCUCACACAUAUCCACUAACCAGUGGAGGCUGCUGAGGGGAGGACGGCUCAUAAUAAUGGCUGGAACGGAGUGAAUGGAAUGGCAUUAAACAUAUGGAAACCAUGUAUUUGCUGUAUUUGAAAACAUUCCACUAAUUCCCCUCCAGUCAUUGCCACGAGCCCGUCCUCCCCAAUUAAAGUGCCACCAACCUCCUGUGCCAGUAGUUCAUUGUAUGAAUGUUGACCGAGCAAUGGCACAUGGCGAACCUGCAUCUUCCCCUCGCAGUCACCUAAAACCAAAAAGGAAAAUAAGCACACACGCAGAGGACGUCUCGCACCAAACCAAUAUUUCUCCUUCAUUAGCCCUGAUAUAUGGGGUGGCUGUGCAUGGGAGCUCUUUACACUUGCAUUUUGCACAGCAUAAAUGUAUUUAUAUGUAUAUGGAGAGAAAGUAUUUUUUUCAACUAACUUUUUCAAAAGACACGUCCCUUAAAGCGAACGCUCAUACUUCACAGUGUUCCACUGGCAACAUUUUACAUCCUCUGAUACAACACGUUGUAUAUAUAUCAUGUUGGAAAAUAAGAGGGAUAUCUUAUCUUCUUAGUAGCCUUGAUAAAUGGUACAGAGAGGAGUCCUGUUGAAUGAUUUCUUAGUUUUGUACAAAAAUACACUUUUGGCUCAAUGCGCUUGCAGAUCAGUGUUUUCAUACUUAUUUUUUAUGGAAAAUGUUUGUCAUAUGGAACUGUACUCUUGUUUUUUUAAACAUACUUUCAUUUCUGUAUCUAUUUUCAAUAAUAAAAACAGAAGUUCUGUUACUUUUUUAUUUAAAAAAAUAUGUCCUUGCCAUUUUUCACUUUGGGUAACUAGAGUGAUAGUGUUUUCCAGUUGAAGGAGCGUACAGGUGGAACUUGAAAAAUAAACUACCUUCCUUAA